AUGCUAGUCUUAACUUGGAAUAGAUGCUGUGCUGUGGUGUUUCUCGUCGCCACACUGAAGACGGGGACAACCCAGGUAUCAGAGGCGCACCCAAAGGCGAAUUUAAUCAAGCCAGCUCUGUUGGGAGAGACACCUACACCCCCCACAAACCGCUCCGACACUGUCCACCUCGGGAUCACCAAGAAAUAUAACAUCCUUGCGCAGCAGGUGUAUCCAUGCAGCAAUGAUAAGGAGUGCAGCGUGGAAAGCUACUGCCACAGCCCUCAGCAGGCUCCCUCUCGCUGCCUCAACUGCCGCAGGAGAAAGAAGCGCUGCCAUCGAGAUGCCAUGUGCUGUCCUGGGAACCGCUGCAGUAACUAUAUUUGUGUCCCUAUCUCCGAGAGUGUGCUCUCACCUCACAUCUCGGCUUUAGACGAACAUAACAAACUCUCCACCAAAGACCCCAACUGGAGGAAGAGUGGGAAGGCACAUGCUAAGCAUUCUCUUAAAGGGCAUGAGGGCGACCCUUGCCUGCGGUCAUCCGAUUGCUCAGAGGGCUACUGCUGCGCCCGCCAUUUCUGGACCAAAAUCUGCAAGCCGGUGCUGAGGCAGGGAGAGGUGUGCACCAAGCAGAGGAAGAAAGGCUCUCACGGCCUGGAAAUCUUCCAGCGCUGUGACUGUGCCAAGGGCCUUUCCUGCAAGGUGUGGAAAGACGCCACCUCCUCGUCCAAGUCCCGGCUCCACAUGUGCCAGAAGAUCUGA
This is a messenger RNA of Anoplopoma fimbria (sablefish), 741 nucleotides long. RefSeq names its product dickkopf WNT signaling pathway inhibitor 2 (gene dkk2). Gene Ontology annotation, molecular function: receptor antagonist activity; co-receptor binding. NCBI's taxonomy places the organism in Eukaryota, Metazoa, Chordata, Actinopteri, Perciformes, Anoplopomatidae. The transcript has 4 exons. Bases 1 to 741 code for a protein of 246 amino acids. Gene Ontology annotation, biological process: multicellular organism development; negative regulation of canonical Wnt signaling pathway. The record is from RefSeq and is a predicted model, not a curated record. Gene Ontology annotation, cellular component: extracellular region.